AUGACAAAUACACGCAAAGCUAUAAGUUUGAAAGAAAAGAUAGACAUCAUUAAAAAUAUCAAGAGUGGCAUCGGCAAAUCGGAAUCUGCGAGAAGGAAAAAUAUGGCAAAAACACCAGUUUCUACAAUUUGGUGCAAAUCAAAAUCAAGCAAGCAAGCGAAUAGAAAUCGCAGAGAAUUAAGAAAAUUAGAAAUCCUGUAUGUUCAGAUGUGGAUCAAGCUCGUAUACGAUGGUUUGAGACGCGAAGAACCGAAAAUAUUCUUAUAA
Molecule: messenger RNA, 267 nt
Organism: Acanthoscelides obtectus
Lineage: Eukaryota; Metazoa; Arthropoda; Insecta; Coleoptera; Chrysomelidae
Source: the annotation of a GenBank genome assembly